AUGCCCUUGCGCCUCACCUUUGCCUCGCGAGCCAUCCAGUUCUUUGCGACAGCGACGCCGUCAACCCUCGCGGGGCUAGGCGUGGGAGUCUCUGCGGUGACUUAUGCUGUUCUGGGGCGGCUUGGGCUUGUGCUGAUAGGAGCAUUCGGCGGCGUGGUCUCCUUCAUCAUCUGGGAAUCGAAGAACCCGGAGCUGGCAAAGGCCAUUCGCGGCGAGGAGAGCAACAAGGUGCUAGACAGAGUUUGGGCGGAUCUGACGGCUGUGCGGUCGCUGGAGACGCCGGACGAUGAAGAUGAAGACCAGAGUCGCAUCAAAAGCUUCGACGAGUUUCGCCCAGAGACAAAGGAAGCGCUGAGUGGUUUAGUCGAUGCGAUUAUCCAAAACUACAUCAAGUGGUGGUACAGUCCACUUGUGCCUUCGGAUCACGCUUUUCCUCUCGCUUGCCGCAAGUCAAUCACGUCUUUUGUCUUGGCGAUAUCGAACCGGAUGACUCGUAAGCGACCGGCCGACGCUUUCCUGGACCUCCUGACCAACUCAACUUCCAUGAUAAUCGUUUUUCUUUCUGAAUUGGCGGCUGCAUUUUCCGCCCUCCCGCCCGAUGCGAAUUUGAACGCUGCCGAUACCAUAUACAACUAUCUCGCCGAGAAUCCCGACUCUCGUCUUGCGAAUCUGCUAAACCAGAGGCAACAAGCAACAAAGUUCAAGAUGAUAUCCGAAGAUAUGCUUGGAUUCCUCGACAAGAAUGCCUACAACUGUGAUCCGGCGCGAAUUUUCUUGCGGGAGAUUCUCGCAAAUUCAGUAUUCGAGCAGACUCUGCAGCAAUGCAGCAGGGCCGAGUGGAUCAACGGAUGGAUCGUGUAUCUCUUGGAAGCAGGCGAGCCGAAUCUGAACCAAGCAAUUGAUGUCGGCAUGCAGACUGGCCGCGAUGUGGCCAACAACGUCUUUGCCGACUUGGAUGGCAACGUUGGUAAUGUUGGCAUUGCGAAGCCCCGACGUGGUAGCAACGACCAGGGCCAGACUCGUCGCAAGGAAACUUCACACAAGAAAAAACUAAGCAAAGCAGACGAGGAACUAGAGGGAGCCAUGGAGGAAAUGAAACGAAUGAAUGCCAUGAUUGCACAAGAUGAAAUCCGACGGAAAAGGACCUCCACGUUGACUGAAGCAUCUGAACGGUCAAAGCAGAGCAUGGAUAUGGCAUCUCGAGAUACGGAUACUCAGAAGAACGAGGAAGCAUUUUCGCCGACAUCCAACAGAUUCUCGCCUCGAGGAGCAUCAGUAGACGGCGUCUCGUCCAAGAGCGAUACGGUUUACACGCCCCAUACGCCGCGAUCUACAGCUGAUUCCGUCAGCCAAGAAUCAUCUCCACAGGAAAACAAAGAUCAACAGUCAUUUACAAGUUUCGAUCAGAUUGUCCCGCCGGGCCAACCAGUAGUGGAUGAAGAAGAGGCACCGAAAAAGGAGCCUCUUACUUUGCAUAACGCUUCAUUCACACUAAACGACGAUGGCUCGGGCGACACGGGAAAGAUUCGAAACAAGCCUACUAUAGACUAUCUGAUUCAGGUGGAGCCGUCUUCUUCUCACUAUCCUGGUUGGAUGAUUGUAAGACGGUAUUCAGAUUUUGAGACGCUUCACGAGAUUUUGAGACGAAUUGCUGCCGUAUCCGGCGCCACUGCCUUCAUGGAGCUCCACAAAGAGCUACCAAGCUGGAAGGUUCACACCCGAGAGUCGCUUCGAGGUGAACUGGAGAGAUAUCUACGAGAUGCUUGUUGGUAUCAAGCCUUGGCAGAAAGCGAGGGAAUGAAGCGAUUUCUCGAAAAAUCACAGGGGCACACGCAUGGCAACUCCAAAUCGUUUGGCUGGGAGACUGUGGGCAAGAACAUGCUUGAGGUGCUAUCCAUUGGCCCCAAGGGAGCUGUAGAGGGUGGAAAGACUCUUGUCGGCGGCGUUAGUGGUGUCUUUGGUCACUUUGGCGGCCUGGGACGAAAGUCGACCACCCAGUCCAUCGACCUUACUCCCCCGAAUCCAAACCGGUUAUCUACAUCAUCGAUUACGGGCAGCCGGGUUGAUAGCAUUGCGCGAUCACCUGUGAGGUCGGAACGCGCCAGUCUUGAUAGCCAGAGGUCGUCUGUCAUUGCAACCCAGCCGGGCAGAGUAGAGCGAAUGCCAAGCUUCGUCCAAUCCCCCAACAACAGCGAGACAGAUUUACGGCUGAGCCAAAGAGGUAGAGUUGACUCCAUUUCUACUUCAGUAAGCGCUCGACAGAGCAGAGAGCACAGCAGGGCUUCUAGUUUGGCCGCUCUCCGUUCACCGUCGUCGAUAAGCCUGGACUUUACAAAGCUUCCGCCGCCGCCAGAUGAGAUUAGCGAUGACUAUGAGUCGCAGGCAAACGACUUUGAAGCCAAGUUGCGUAGAAAUGCGAGUUUCAUGGAGGAUCAGAGCCGUAGCAACAGCUCGCAAGCACUGAACCCAUCGGCGUCCGCGCCGGCGUUAUCGGGAAAGAAGAGUCCAGCGAAGCCUGCCCGGCAAUAUACCCAGCUUACGGAACCUGAAACCCGGGUGGCUGUUGAGCUCCUCUUUGCUGUCAUCAAUGAAAUGUACACCCUUUCUUCGGCUUGGAACAUCCGGCGAACACUCCUGACAGCUGCGAAAUCGUUUCUGCUACGCCCCGGAAACCCUUCACUGCUGACCGUGCAGUCUCUUAUCCAGUCAUCAGUGAUAGACGCCAACACGUCCGACGCAGGGAUCGCGACAGGGUUGCGUAAAAUACGCGAGAAUACCAUGCCCACGGAGCAGGAGCAAGAAUCCUGGCCGGCCCAGUUGACGGACGAAGAGAAGAGAGAGCUGGCCGUAAAGGCGCGUAGGCUGCUGAUACAGAGCGGGGUGCCGGCCGCGCUGAUGGGCGUGAUGGGGCAGUCGGCCACGGGCGAGGCCCUCGGGCGUGUGUUUGACUGUUUGCAGAUUGAGGAGGUUGCCAGGGGAUUGAUUUUUGGCCUAAUACUGCAGGCAGUGAGGGUUCUAACGCAUUGAUUACGCAUU
This is a messenger RNA of Trichoderma atroviride IMI 206040, 3036 nucleotides long. RefSeq lists its product as uncharacterized. Gene Ontology annotation, cellular component: intracellular membrane-bounded organelle. The record is from RefSeq and is a predicted model, not a curated record. Gene Ontology annotation, molecular function: phosphatidylinositol binding. NCBI's taxonomy places the organism in Eukaryota, Fungi, Ascomycota, Sordariomycetes, Hypocreales, Hypocreaceae.